This is a messenger RNA of Nicotiana tabacum (common tobacco), 1245 nucleotides long. RefSeq lists its product as uncharacterized. The record is from RefSeq and is a predicted model, not a curated record. Gene Ontology annotation, biological process: protein phosphorylation. Lineage: Eukaryota; Viridiplantae; Streptophyta; Magnoliopsida; Solanales; Solanaceae. Gene Ontology annotation, molecular function: ATP binding; protein serine/threonine kinase activity. Gene Ontology annotation, cellular component: nucleus; EKC/KEOPS complex; cytosol.
GGUCGCCUAAAUACAUCCCGAAAAUUCCAUAACACACCAUCCCAUAUUCAACAAUUUUCUCACAGCAGCUAUCUUUUACGGCGGCGACUCUGCUAAUCUUCAACUGCAAAAAGUCAGUUGAUCUCAUAGAGAUGGAAAUCAAGGCCGACGGAUGUGACGGAUCCUUGGUUUUAAUUAAACAAGGAGCUGAGGCUAGGGUAUUUGAGUCAACAUUUCUGGGUAGGAGGUGUAUUGUCAAAGAACGGUUUUCAAAGAAAUACAGGCAUCCGACUUUGGAUUCAAAGCUCACGCUUAAACGGCUGAAUGCGGAGGCAAGGUGUAUGACAAAAGCUAGACGGCUUGGUGUUACUACUCCAGUGCUUUAUGCUGUUGACCCUGUUACACAUACUCUCACCUUUGAAUAUGUUGAAGGUCCUUCCGUGAAAGAUAUAUUCCUUGGCUUUGGAUUAGUUGGUGUAGACGAAGAGCGAAUGACUGAUAUUGCAACACAGAUUGGUAAUGCUAUUGGAAAACUACACGACGGUGGCCUAGUCCAUGGCGAUUUAACAACAUCAAACAUGUUAAUGAGGAGCGCCGCCAAUCAGCUGGUGCUGAUUGACUUUGGUCUAGGCUUUACUUCAACGCUCCCAGAAGAUAAAGCAGUUGAUUUAUAUGUACUCGAACGUGCUUUGCUCUCUAUGCACUCUUCUUGUGGAAAUGUGAUGGACCAGAUACUUGCUGGAUACAAGAAAUCCUCAAAGCAGUGGUCAUCAACCUUUAACAAGCUAGCCCAAGUGAGGCAAAGAGGCCGAAAGCGCACAAUGGUUGGUUGAGCUUCCCAUUUCUGCUAUCCACAUUGAGAUAUAUUGAAAACAUAGGGCACAUUGAUCUACAGGGGGAUAACUCAUAGAACAAGGUGGCUUAUUUUUUACUUGGAACUGCAAGUAAGCCAUAGGGCCACAUUGAAGUGCCAUGUAUGUGCUACGGGAAUUUUUAUUCUCUUUUGUGGAGAUCUUCGACCGUAAGAUAUAACCAUGGGCUUCGAGGCCAGGUUUCCUUCACGGAGCUGGGAAUCUUAGCAAGUGUUAUGGUAUUUCAGUUUAGUGUAACUUUAUUGCACUUGGAUACUACUGGGGUGGGCAAAAGUUUUUGCGCAUGUUGUGCUUUAAGAAUGGCACUAUUUACUGUAAAGUUUCUGUGCAUCUACUUCAGAAGUUGCACUAUUAACUGUGCUUUUACAUGAACAUGCCAUCUAUUCGGUUUCUA